AUGCCAGGCAGAACAAUACCCUUCCACCAAGGCGAACUCGCCCUCCACGAGCAGCUCAAAAUCCCCCGCCACAGAGCGAACCCCACAUCCGCGGGCCUCCCGCCCUCCUACGGCAACCGCAUCGCCGCCGCCCCGCUCCUGGCCCUCGGCACCCUCGAUGCCGAACGCCGGCCCUGGACGACGUUAUGGGGCGGGGAGGCGGGCAACGUGGCGAAGCCGAUUGCGGAGGAUGUGCUUGGUCUCAGGAGCGUGGUUGACGUUGUUGAUGAUCCAGUGUUUAGGGCGCUUUGGGGGGCUGAAGGUGAGGUACAUGAGGAGGAGCAGCAUUUGCAAGAGGUUAUCCAGCCUGGGAGGGGCCCGGAUGGAGGGAAACUCGUCUCUGGGCUGGCCAUCGACCUCACGACGCGGGAUCGUGUAAAGUUUGGGGGCAGGAUGGUGGCCGGGGCUGUUACAUUCCCCUCGGAUGGUGAUGCUGCCGCUGAGGACCGGAGCUCUCCUUCCGCCUCCUCUGAAGUACAAAUCGCGGUACACGUCGAAGAGAGUCUGGGAAACUGCCCCAAGUACCUCAACAAAAAGGACGUCAUCCCGCGGGCGUCGCUCGUCAAGGGCAGGGUGGAGCGGGAGUUGCCGCUGUCUGAGGAGGCUGUGGAGGUUGUGCGCGGGGCGGAUAUGCUUUUCCUCACGAGCGGACACGAGGAGGGAGGGGAUGAUGGCGGUAGUAGCGGUAGCGGUGGUGAUAGCAGCAGUAUGGAUACGAACCAUCGGGGAGGCUCAAGGGGGUUUGUGAGGGUUGCGAGGAACGGUGAGGGUGGCGUGGAGAUUCUCACGGGAUCAGCAUCAAUACUCGUAGGACAAGAUGCGGCAAACUACCUCCCGCGCACGAAACUCGCCGUCAAAAUCACCGUGUCGGCCGCGGUCUAUGUACAGUCCGGCCUACCCUUCUCCGGCACCCCGCUCGAGCCGUCGCCGUAUAAUCCGCCCGUGAGACCGCUCUUCUCCGAACAGCAGCAUGUCCUGAGCUCGGCUGGGGAGAGUACAAGAACGGCCACGCUGCUACGCCGCGAGAUCAUCACGCCGACGAUUGCGCGGUUCGUCUUUAGCCUGGAGCCCGCGGCGCAGUGGGAGGCGGGCCAGUACGUCACGUUUGAUUUUGCGGAGGAGCUGGAUGUUGGGUGGAGUCAUAUGCGCGACGACGAGCCACAGAGCCUGAAUGAUGAUUAUGUGAGGACGUUUACGGUUUCAAGCCCGCCUGGUGACAAUGGAGGGAAGGAGUUUGAGAUUACGGCGAGGAGGAACGGUCCGGUUACGAAUUUGUUGUGGAGGUGGAAUCUGAGGGUUCCGUUGGAGGUUCCUGUGCUUGGGUUCGGCGGCGAAGAGGCGUUUAGGAUGGGUGGGAGGGGGAAGAAGGGUGACGACGAUGUUGAAGAGGUGUUUGUUGCUGCUGGUGUUGGGAUUACGCCUUUGAUUGCGCAGGCUGGUGGUGUUUUGGAAGCUGGGGUAAGGAUGAAGGUAUUGUGGACUGUGAAGGGAGGGGAUGUGAAGCUGGUUAGGGAUGUUGUUGGGAGGAUUCCUGGGUUGGCUGGUGUGCUGAGGGUGUUUGUUACGGGUGAGGUUGGGGAGGCGGAGGAGGCAAUGUUACGGGAGUUUGAAGGGCUUGGGGCUGUUGUUGAGACGAGGAGAAUCAAGGCUGGCGAUGUGAAGGAUGGCGGUAUCAAGAGGAGAUACUUUUUGUGUACUGGACCGGAGAUGCUCAGGGUUUUGAAUAAGUGGUUGGAAGGCGAGGAUGUGGCAUUUGAGGACUUUGCUUUUUGA
This is a messenger RNA of Colletotrichum fioriniae, 1812 nucleotides long. NCBI's taxonomy places the organism in Eukaryota, Fungi, Ascomycota, Sordariomycetes, Glomerellales, Glomerellaceae. The record is from RefSeq and is a predicted model, not a curated record.